Pseudogymnoascus verrucosus is the source of this 2427-nucleotide messenger RNA. RefSeq lists its product as uncharacterized. Gene Ontology annotation, molecular function: oxidoreductase activity. Bases 1080 to 2264 code for a protein of 394 amino acids. The transcript is spliced from 3 exons. Lineage: Eukaryota; Fungi; Ascomycota; Leotiomycetes; Thelebolales; Thelebolaceae. The record is from RefSeq and is a predicted model, not a curated record.
GCCAAGGCAGCCAAGAGCAAAUGGAAAUUGCGGUCUACUCAUACAGGAAGGUCGCCCUCAGCUUUUGUUGACCGUUUAUUAAUCUUCUCCUGAUCUACUCAUGAUCUCCUUUUAAUCAUCCUCUUGUGGGGGGUUUUCUCCUGAGAUCUGCACUAGCACCAUUUAUAUCGCGCUACGAGAGAACACUAUGAAAUCGUAUUAGGCGCGAGAAAAGCGUUGUGGCUUGCCUGUAGCCUCGCAUUCCGGCUAAGACGCGCGGUGCCUGCGUAGACCGUGGCUAUAUAAUACAGACUAUGUCCUAUAAUAUGCACCCUCGGACUCCUCGCCAGAGCUACACCGAGCCACAGAGAAAAUCCGACAACGUGCAGUAGUGAUCUACAACAUUUUGAGAUAUCACUGUGAGUCGGGUUAUGUUUACCCAGAGUCUUAUGAAAUAUUAGACGAACUCUUCGCGACUCGCUUUCCAAGCUCCUCAGUGGUUUUCUAAUCUCCCCAACCCCGAAGAGAACCCCUAUAAUGAACUGUGCGCUAGCCCCCCGGCACUCAGCUUGAGGAGCUCGGAUGCUGCGUUGUCCAAAUUAAUUGGCAUCAUAUUGUGCUGACUAUAGUACAAUUCUACCCUAUAUAGCCGUGUCAGACUCCCUUCAAGCGAGGUUGAGAGAAGGUUCACUAUAUCUGUUUCACUACUCAUGCGGUUGGAAGAUGCAAUAUGGAUCCAAUAUAAGCAUGCGGCACAAACGCAUAUGCGGCUCCCAGCUUAUUACAUCCAUAUUGACAGCCAAUCUCCGCCCAUAGCCAGCCCAGGCCUUCGGCCAACGAAUCUCAUACGGCGGUAGGUUGCAAGGAAUGCGAAAGGCCCCCAAUUGUGCAAGCAUAUUCUGCCAAAUCUACCCUGCACGGACGCAGUACCCCGAUGCCGGUGUCACAAAAUAUCUAGACGCAUAUAAAUAACUUCGGCCCUUCUUACUGAUGUGGGUAUCUUUUCUCAAUUGCUUUCUCCGUGGCUUUUGUAGAAUCAGUCUCUUCUCUCAUCCUCUUCAAAGCAAAUAAAUAUCAUAUAUUUGUUCUUCUCUUUCACCAUGUUGGCCAGCGUCUCCAAUAUUCUUGUGGCAUCUCUCUUUGCCACUACCGUGGUUGGUUCUAGUGUCCACCGUCCUGAAAAUGGCAACCACGGCGGCGACGCUGUAGAUGCCAUCUCUGCUAAGGGUCUUGCCAAACUCAAAGCAUGGACUAAAAGCAACCCUCCCGCAGGCAACUGCACAUUGGAAAACGCCGUCAUUCGACGUGAAUGGUCGGCCUUCUCUCGCCAAGAACGCCUUGAUUAUAUCGAUGCUGUGCUCUGCCUCCAGAAAACGCCACCCACCACACCCUUGAGCAUCAUCCCCGGCGUUCGUAGCCGCUACGAUGACUUCGUCGGAACCCACAUCAACCAAACGUUGUUUAUCCACUCCACAGGCAACUUCCUUGGCUGGCACAGAUAUUACGUCUGGACCUACGAGCAAGCCCUGCGUAAUGAGUGCAAUUACCAGGGGCACCAGCCUUACUGGAACUGGGGGAAGUACGCUCUCGACCCCGUCAACUCCCUCCUCUUCGACGGGUCCGAUGAAUCCCUCAGUGGUGACGGCUCCUACUUCGAGCACACCCCCGUUGCAGUCGCCGGUGCACCCCCGCCAUUCGAUGUAAUCAUCCCUGGCAACGGCGGCGGCUGCGUCACAUCAGGCCCCUUCAAAGACAUGGUCGUUUCCCUCGGACCCGUGGCCGGCACCCUAGACGGCGUAACACCAAACCCCACACCCGACGGAUACAGCUACAACCCACGCUGCCUGCGCCGCGACAUCUCCGAGAAUGCCGCCGUAUCCACGCGCACCAACGCCACAGUCUCGCUGCUGACCACACGCGAUAACAUCUCCGACUUCCAGGAUUACAUGCAAGGUGUAUUUGCUGAGGGCAUCCUCGGGGUGCACGCCGGGGGCCACUUCACUGUCGGUGGUGACCCGGGAGGUGAUUUCUUCGCGAGCGCUGGAGACCCGGCGUUCUGGUUGCACCAUGCUAGUGUUGAUCGGAUCUGGUGGAUCUGGCAGAAUCAGGAUCUGGCGACGAGGCAGAAUGCUAUUGCGGGGCAGACGCAUAUGGCGGGUGAUGGGGUGCCGACGACGCUGGAGGAUGAUCAGUUCUUCCAGGUCAAUGGAAAGGUGCCUAAGUUGAAGGAUCUCUUGGCGACGUUGGGUGGUGCGGAUGGGGAGUUCUGCUAUAUCUAUCAGUAGUACGGCUUGGUGUGAAGGGUUAAAAGCAGGGAAAAUAAUUUUUUGAUAUGCCACCUAAUGACAAAGUUCUCAAAAACUCAUAAUGUCCCUUUGUUUGUGUGAUGUCCAGUAAAUUAGAAAUUAUGUACCACUCCAGCUGAAGCGCCUGGAAUGUGUCAGGGGG